CGGACACCAGGUCGUUCAUGUUGGAUUCUGCCUCGGUAAACUCCAUUUCAUCCAUACCUUCUCCCGUGUACCAAUGGAGGAAAGCUUUGCGUCUGAACAUGGCCGUGAACUGUUCUGAAAUCCUCUUAAACAGCUCCUGAAUGGCCGUUGAGUUUCCAAUAAACGUGGCCGACAUCUUCAAGCCUCUGGGUGGAAUGUCGCACACAUUUAUUGGAAACUCAACGGCCAUUCAGGAGCUGUUUAAGAGGAUUUCAGAACAGUUCACGGCCAUGUUCAGACGCAAAGCUUUCCUCCAUUGGUACACGGGAGAAGGUAUGGAUGAAAUGGAGUUUACCGAGGCAGAAUCCAACAUGAACGACCUGGUGUCCGAGUAUCAACAGUAUCAGGAAGCGACAGCAGAUGAAGAAGAAUUCGACGAAGAAGAGGGUGAAGUUGAGGUCGAUGGAAACUAGUUUUAU
Molecule: messenger RNA, 458 nt
Organism: Macrosteles quadrilineatus (aster leafhopper)
Lineage: Eukaryota; Metazoa; Arthropoda; Insecta; Hemiptera; Cicadellidae
Product: tubulin beta chain-like
Exons: 1
Coding region: 141-452 (103 amino acids)
Biological process (GO): microtubule cytoskeleton organization; mitotic cell cycle
Cellular component (GO): microtubule; cytoplasm
Molecular function (GO): structural constituent of cytoskeleton; GTPase activity; GTP binding
Source: RefSeq, a predicted model, not a curated record